Messenger RNA from Pocillopora verrucosa, 2294 nucleotides. RefSeq names its product CCR4-NOT transcription complex subunit 7-like. Gene Ontology annotation, cellular component: CCR4-NOT complex; P-body; CCR4-NOT core complex. NCBI's taxonomy places the organism in Eukaryota, Metazoa, Cnidaria, Anthozoa, Scleractinia, Pocilloporidae. Gene Ontology annotation, molecular function: nucleic acid binding; poly(A)-specific ribonuclease activity. The record is from RefSeq and is a predicted model, not a curated record.
CAGAGCGCCAUCUUGCGGAAGACCGGUAUACGAAUUUGUACCUGUUUGGGUCCUUGUUUCUUGGGUCAAGUUGGACUGUUUCUCGAGUUUAGAAUUCAGAACAGGAGCGAAUUGUCUGAGGAGACAGAGAUCGUUUUUCACGGAUUGCAGGGACUCUCCUGCAAGGGUUAAAGUGGAUUUACUUAUGUAUAGAAGCACCUCCAGUUGACCGAGGCUGAAAGAUUAGGUUGGUUCACUGUGACUGGAAAAAAAUGCCAUCCACUGUGAAUAAUUUCAACAUCAGAGACGUAUGGAAAAACAACAUGGAAGAAGAGUUCGCUAAAAUAAGAGAUGUAGUAGAAAACUAUCCUUAUGUAGCCAUGGACACAGAAUUUCCAGGUGUUGUGGCAAGGCCUAUAGGAGAGUUUCGCAGCACUUCAGAGUAUCAGUAUCAACUUCUAAGGUGUAAUGUGGACUUAUUGAAAAUCAUACAACUUGGCUUAUCCUUUUACAACGAGAAAGGACAACAAGCACCUGUUGGAGCCACUUGCCAGUUUAACUUCAAGUUUAACCUAACAGAGGACAUGUAUGCCCAGGACUCAAUAGAUUUACUCAACCGAGCAGGUAUUCAGUUUAAAAGGCAUGAAGAAGAAGGAAUUGAUGUGAAUGACUUUGCAGAGCUUCUGAUAACAUCAGGACUUGUACUGAAUGAAGAUGUCAAAUGGCUAUCAUUUCACAGUGGUUAUGAUUUUGCAUACCUGUUGAAAGUGGUGACAGCACAAAAUUUGCCAAGCGAAGAAUCAGAAUUCUUUGACCUAUUGAAGAUCUACUUUCCAAAUAUUUAUGAUGUUAAAUACUUAAUGAAGAGUUGCAAGAGUCUUAAGGGUGGCUUGCAGGAAGUGGCUGAACUGUUAGAGCUUGAAAGAGUGGGACCCCAGCACCAAGCAGGAAGUGACAGCCUAUUAACAGGAAAUGCAUUUUUUAGAAUGAGAGAGAUGUUUUUUGAAGAUAAUAUAGAUGAUGCAAAGUACUGUGGACACCUUUAUGGGUUGGGAACAUCAUAUGUGAAUGGAGGGCAAGCAUACAGUGGGCCAACUUCCAACAAUAAUUCCAAUUCAUCCUGAUGCUGGCUACUGUACACUGCUUCAUGCAGCUUUCAAUUCAACAGGUUGUAAAUCUGCAUUUUAACUAGGCACCCAAAUGUUCUUUUCCUUUGGGGAAUCUUAAUGAGAUUUUUAACUGUUCCUAAGUUACAAGAUGCUUUGCUAGGGUCCAUAUCCUUUUCAUCAGUUGAAGAUUUUUUAAGAAGAUCAGUUUACUAAAGACAAAAACUGCACAGUUCUGUUAAACAACCUCUAUGAACCAGCAAUCAGAUAAGUGCAUUUAUUUGGAACUCCUAAAAACUGAUAGGUCAUGGUAUUUCAAAGUUUGAGAAAUAGAAAGUCUAAGGCCCAAGAAACAGGUUUGUUUGAAACUUCCUUCUUUUGCUUCAAUGUGACAACUUAUCUACUCAAAAAAGUAGCAAAACUGAAUUGAGCUUAUCACUUGUUGAACUCUCAAGACAUUUUUUUGUGCAGUUUUUAAUACAAUGACACUGUAGAUAUUUAGUAUUUUUAUAGCAAGAUUUUCAUGUAGAAAAAUUUGACAGGAGUAAGGACAGUGGCAAGUAUAGUUAUGAUGAAGAACUGAUUAAAAUCUUUUUAAAGUUUUUUUAGAUUUAACAUGAUCGUUGUAAAAGAUAGAUAUAUAUUGCUCUUUAUGCAUGCUUAAGUGUACAUUCAUUUUAGGAUUGGACCAAUUGUGUUAGAUUCCCUUUUGCCUUUUCCCUUUUUGUGUUUAUCGUACUUGCUGUUUAGAUUUGAUGGGCAAGCACAAUGAAGCCAAUGUGUAUGGAUUUGAAACAAUUUCAAAUAAUUUUACAGUGAAUGCAGGAUUUGGUUCUUCACAAAAACCUAGUGAUUAUCCAGCAAUUAAAAGCAACAUCUUCUAAAGAAAAACAACAACAACAACAAAAGGAAACAGAGUAAUCUUUUUUAGGUCAUGAUAUGUCCACCUUUUUUCACCUUCAUGGAAAACAUGGAACAUGGUGAGAUGAUUAAAUAGUAACUUGAAACAACCCUCCUACAAAUCAAGCAAGUUUAAGUCUUUACCUUGGAAGUGCUUGGUUGGAAUCUAACAGUUUUUACACUAGUGUAAAAAGGUUUGUUUAUUGCUAAAGCAUGCAUUUAUAAAUAUAUAUAUCGAGUCUUGUAAGUAGUACUAUAAGAAAUUUUGCAACUAAAGAAAAUUAUUAAAGUUAAAUGUUAUGGUAAUGA